AUGAGUGUACAACCUGGGACAGGACACGUGACCGGUUAUCCAUUGAACGGCAAGUGCGCUGCAUCUGUGUCGCACAAAACGGACACGGAUCCUUUUGUUAAAGAUCAACUAGGCACAUCGGAUCUGGAUCUUACCUGGGCCUCAGAUCAAGAUUAUGAUGAAUGCGUUUACUACCAUGAAGGAAGUGAUUUAUACGCCGAAGACGUCGAUGGUCAGAUGGCGAUACUGCCGGAAAUGCCUGUGACGACGGAAGAUACUCCAGAAGAAAUUGAUCGAUUUUGCCAAAGGAUCUGGAAGCUCCAACAUCUCUCGAUCGGCGAGGGAAAUGCCCUUCCGCCGACGGCUAGAGGUGUGGUGUGCGAUAUCGAUGUCGACGGAGCGAGACCUAUCGUCCUCAAGUGCCGUAAGUUGCGGAUCCAGUUCAGGGAGAAGCUGGCGGACUUGAUCAAGGGUCUAUUGUCCGCCAAGAUGAUCAGCUACUCUAGAGCACCAUGGGCUUCCCGGGUUGUGGUGAUCAUCAAGAAGAAUGGAGUGAAUAUCAGGCUAAGCAUUGAUUAUCGGUUGGUUAAUAUCCCAACGCAGCUGAUGGUAUACCCAAUGCCCUUGAUCAACGACCUACUCGAAGAUCUGGAGUCCACUUUGGUACUGUUCUUUGGAUAUGGCGAGUGUAUUUUGGGUAGUGAAAAUGACGGAUCGAGCUCGCUUGAACUCGGCCUUUUUGGGAACCGACUUAUCGAAGACUACACGACCUACGCGUCAGUUCUGUAUGAGUUACGAAAAACCGACUUCUCUGCGAUGAUGAAGGAAGCUACCCAAGCGUGGAUCGAACAAGUACUGGGAGAAGUGGAUGUAGAUCUAGGAUCGCGGGAAGAUCAGGGUGUCGACCACCGAAAGACAUUAGAUCGGGAGGCGCCCGAUUCUGCCGAGGUAGAUCCGCGCUGGAUCCAUGCCCAAAGGUCCCUCAAUGUGCUUAAAACUAGGAUCGCUACAACUCCGAUCUUACCGCACUUUGAUCCAGAUCUGAAGGCCACAGUUGUGGCGUAUGCUAGCGAUUGGGCCAUUUCGGGGUCAUUGAUGCAGGAAUACGACCAGAUCUAUUACGCUGUGAUGUUUGCAAGCCGUACUUAA
This is a messenger RNA of Phytophthora megakarya, 1128 nucleotides long. Lineage: Eukaryota; Oomycota; Peronosporomycetes; Peronosporales; Peronosporaceae. The record is from the annotation of a GenBank genome assembly.